AUGGCCGUAAGGCGCGCUACCUUGCAUCCCCCCUCCGGGCGGAAGAGGGAAUGGACUGGUAGGGAUGGCGGCGCCGGUCACGGACUGGCUCAACACACAUUGGGCGCCGGUACCCCCCCUGGGGCGAAGGGGGUGUGGGCGCGCCCAAAUACCCAAGAACGCCCUCCCAGGUCUUAG
Molecule: messenger RNA, 177 nt
Organism: Puccinia graminis f. sp. tritici CRL 75-36-700-3
Lineage: Eukaryota; Fungi; Basidiomycota; Pucciniomycetes; Pucciniales; Pucciniaceae
Exons: 1
Coding region: 1-177 (58 amino acids)
Source: RefSeq, a predicted model, not a curated record